ACUACGUUUCAUACUUUGCCCUCGUUUCUGUGUGAAAAUUAAUUUUACAUGUAUUUAAGAUAAUCCUUUUAAAAAAUGUAAUUAACAUAUUAAUGCGUAAAAUAGCAAAUAUAUGUUGAAUACCUUUAAUUAUUUGACUUUAGUCUUAGAUAACUAACGUACAAACCAAUAUUGACUACAUUACCUACAAUUCUACUGACUCUGACGUUACUCAUUUCUGACCAAUGACCGAGCGCGCUCGUACCGUGACGAGCAGCGCAGCAGAUUUGAAUUUUGUGUGUUGUUGUGUCAAGACAUUUGAAUGCGGAGCCGAAAAGACGAUUUGACUGCAGUUGUCGAAAGAAGAGUUUAUAGUUUAAUCCUUCAGGUUGGAGCCUUCGUCCUUCAAAGGAGAAGUUGCAGAGAGAUGGACCGUCGAGCGAACACCGAUGUGAUUUCUCUGCUCGAUGAGAAGUUUGAUUUUGAUGUUUCUCUGUCACCUGAAAGCUCCAGAGGUGAAGAUGAGGAUGAUGUGUUUCUGGAACCAUCGAGCCAAGGGGUCGAGGGUGCGCCUGUUAAUUUGGUCUCCCGCCUCGAGGAAGUCACUGUUAGCGUGCGGACGAGCUGGAGUCCGCUCUCUGGAGACCAGCUGGACGCAGUGUGCCAAGAAGCUCACAGAUUGGCUGACCAACUUCAGAGCAGCAAGCUCCAGAAGCCCACUGGCGUGGACAAAGUUGUCACUUCCACAGACGGGGAGCACUUCAUCCAGGGCACUGAGGCCAAACUGGGCGUGCUCGCUCAGCACCUCAGCAUGUGCAGCCCAGUCAAGCGUCAGACCUUCCUGGUGCAGGACAGUCCCAUGAAGGACCUGCCCCCCGCCAUCCAGCGCCGCCUGCAGAGAGGGAGCAGCACCGCUUCCUCGGGCCGCCCGGCACACUCAACCACCCCGUCCACUCGCCUCUCCACCAGACUCAGCACCUGCAGCCCGGCCAGCGCUGCCAAGACCAGGACGGCGCUCCGAGGCAAAGCCAUGCUGGGCGCUGUUCUGCCCAGCAAACUGGCCGCACCCAAGACCUCCUGUUCAGCCAGCAAGAGUGCAGCAGAGAGAAGCCAAAUACAACCAAUCAGCAAAAUGGCACCUGCUCGAAAACUGAGCCCAAGUCCUGGUCCUACUUAUAGGGCGCAGUCGUGUGAGGAUCUGCAGUCAGAUUCGGCAAGCGUUGCCUCUGAUGUCAGCGACUCCUCACUCAACUCCAGCAUUGUAGGAAAGCGAACACUAGCCCUGCCCACAAAGGUCGUGAGAAACCAGUCAGGCUUGAAGGCUCCGCCUCUUCAGAACAGGAGGGUGACAGAAAAAAGUAACACGUCCUCGUCCUCAUCGUCUGUGUCCAGCUUCAACUCCAGUACGUCCCUGUCGCCGGCCAAAGGUAAGCUGAACUCCUCUUUGAACCGCAAUCUCAGCACCUCCACCGGCAACGUCAGCCGGCCUGUCAAUCAAGCCAAGCGCCGCUCGGGCCUCGGUGUCGCAGCGGAUCCUUCUUCUUCCACCACGAGCCGCCGCACGUUGUCCAGCCAGGCCAGGAGGACAUCUGAGGCGGAGCACGUCAAGGCAGCUAGGUCCACGCCUCAAAGGAAGGCUGAGACCACGGCUCCCCAGCCAUUGUCUUCCAUGAGAACGUUGGAGAAGACCAAGUCUGUCCCCACUGUCCCGGCCGCCUCAGCUCGGAUUCAAAGUAGACCCAAGGAGAAACCCAAACCUCAAGCUUCGGCCCCGCCCACACCCAGCAGAGGACCGAGAGGUGUUUCGUCUCCAGAUGUCUCAAAGGUGCUGAAACCAAAGAGGCUCAUUUCAGUGGCCAGUAUGGACAGUCUUCCUGAAAAGGCGUUCGCAGGCCCCCUCACUCCCCCUGCUGGAGGUAGCGGGUCACCACAGUUGAAGCAGCAGCGUCCCUCCGCCCUCCCGACUCCCCUGAAACGCAGGAUGUCCGCCAUCGCCAUGGUGACACCCACCAACCAUGGUAGAAUCACAAGAACGCCGGCCGCCUCCAACUCGGGCUACACCUCCAGGAGCAGCGGCAGUGCCGCCCACACUGAUUCUAUCAGGGCGGACCCUGUUGACAUCCAGUGCUUCUCUCUGGAGGAGGAGGAGCCUCCUGCUGACCCACUUGCCACAGACCCACGCGCCAACCAGACUGAGGUGUCGGCUCAUAGCCAAUCAGAGCUCAGCAAAGAGCUGAUCGAGCUGGAGACCCACAAACUGAUACCAGAGGUUCUCCUCCUAGACCUUCCUGCGCCAACUCUGCAGCCUCACGAGAAACUGCUCAUCGACCUGAGCAACACCCCCGACCUCAUCAGGACCGGCGGCAAGUGCAGCACCUCCACGCAGUUGAUCGAUUUGAGCUCCCCGCUCAUCAAGUGGAGUCCGGAAGACAAGAAGGAGAAUAACGCCCCCCUCAUCAACCUGUCCUUCUGAACUGGACAUCCCUUAACCCCCUGACCCCUGAGGACUUGGACCAGGACUCUAAUGGCCUCACUGACAGUGAAGUGUUUUAUGUUAAAUCUGUUUGUUUGAUGAAAACAUGGAAUGGUUCCUGACUUGAUUUGUCUUUUUUUUAUCAUCUGUUGCUGCUCUUAUU
Messenger RNA from Dunckerocampus dactyliophorus (ringed pipefish), 2615 nucleotides. It is a transcript of the gene gtse1, whose product is annotated as G-2 and S-phase expressed 1. Gene Ontology annotation, cellular component: cytoplasmic microtubule; microtubule cytoskeleton. NCBI's taxonomy places the organism in Eukaryota, Metazoa, Chordata, Actinopteri, Syngnathiformes, Syngnathidae. Gene Ontology annotation, molecular function: microtubule binding. The record is from RefSeq and is a predicted model, not a curated record. The transcript is spliced from 12 exons. The coding region runs from base 302 to 2452 and encodes 716 amino acids.